Messenger RNA from Rhipicephalus microplus (southern cattle tick), 2555 nucleotides. RefSeq lists its product as uncharacterized. NCBI's taxonomy places the organism in Eukaryota, Metazoa, Arthropoda, Arachnida, Ixodida, Ixodidae. The record is from RefSeq and is a predicted model, not a curated record. Gene Ontology annotation, molecular function: sequence-specific DNA binding.
UGCAGCCGUAACUCUCUGCCGCACAACUCCAAACUGACGAAACGGCGCGAUAUAAUUCGCGAUCGCCAAGUCGCCAACUACCGAAGCUGGGCCCCCGGCUGUGACAUUUCGUAUGCACCACGUCGACGCAUUCCUGCGGAUCGUCGUGUGCCUCCGAGGCGUCGGAAAGCGUGGUUUGGUGAGUGAGCGAUGAGCGGAACACAACCACUCGUGACACCACCACCAACAAUAACGAGCAGCGUACCGACAAAACCAGCGGACAAUGGCUCCGCGAGCACCGUCACGGCCAACACGGGCUCUACCGAUGCUGUGACGAGUCAGAAACGGCGAACGCAAAGCUUUUGCUAUGCCCCGCGCUGCCGCACGGGUCAGAAAGGCGCGCCGCGCUAUUCCCUGUUCACCGCGCCCAAGGACCCAAAUGAGAGGAAAGUGUGGCAGUACAAUCUGCGCAGGCUAGACAAGCCCCUCACCCAGUUUUCGACCGUGUGCGAGCGCCACUUUGACCCGCGUUUCAUCGUGCGACACUACGUCCACAUCAUCAACGGUGCCGAAGUGCGGAUACCGCGGGGUAAGCCCAAACUCGCCAAGGGCGCAUUUCCCACGCUGCUCCCGGACUUACCGCCAUACCUGUCCAAGAGGUUGCCCAAGCAGAGGCCCACCAAGGGCAGGGAACAGCCUCCACCCGCGAAGCAGACCGUCCCGACGCCGCCAGCAUCUUCCAAGAAGCAAAAGAAAGCGCCACAAGACACUGAAGACGACAAGUCUUGUCCCGACGGCCAAGUGGAGGGCCCCGGGAACGCCGACACCCCUACUGCCGCGAACCAAACGGUUAGCCAUGUCGUUCCGGAACCGCCGCUCACGAUAGAACGGCUCAGGAAGUGUGACUUGGGGCUUCCAUCCUGGUGGUGCCUUCUGGGAACGAGGGACCCGCACAGGGUGGUGUUCGCCACCACGGUGGUGAAAAAGACGGCGCCUGACGAUUCGCUUGAGGUGACGCACCCAAAACUGGUCAGCUUCUCGAAGUGCGACGACGGCCCCGAGAUCGUGGUGGAGGCAUACUUCCAGGGUUCCCUCUGCUGCAAGGCACUUGUCACGUCGCUGGACGAAGCGAAGGCGAUUAUACGGGAUGCAGACGCGACGCACAUGUGCAAGGGGUCCAUGACUCCGAGCGAGUUUGCGGAGAUAUCCGGCGACGUCACCACGCAACUCCUGCUCAAGAUCGGCAAGAAUAACGAAGGGACCGUGUUUAGCCUGGAGUGCACAAGGAACGUUGACUCUGAAGGAUCAGUGUGCGGGCCCUGCAAGGUAUUGCGGAAGGUUCUACAGACGAGAAAGGCCCGAGUUCUCAAAAAACUCAUGAAAGACUGCCUCGAUGAGAAAGAGCCCUCCAGCCCGCAGCAGAUGACGCAGAAGCACACAUCAUUGACGGCGCAGGCGACGGCACAGACGACACCGACGAAGACACUGACACCGACGACGACACCGACGACGACACAUCCAACCAUCAUUAAAUUCUCCGCUGCAAAAGGGCUGACAAACGGCUCAUAACGAAUGUUUACAAACUCUCUCCCAAAAGGUUUCUUGUAGAUAAUCUCUAAAAGGUUCCCAAACAUUCAUUGGAGCUACCUUAAUCAUGCACUCUUUGUUUAGUAAACAUGCCCAAUGCCUGUCCCGCUCGCGAUAAUUUGUUCUCGGUAAUCGUUCAUUCGCUACUCAAGUGGCGUGGUGAGCGAACACCAGCAAACAAUUUCUACACUUCAGUCGUCUUGACUCAAUGUUGAUUGCACAUCGGCUGCUUCCUGAGAACUUUAGAUGGUGUCUUCAACUACGUGAUUAGUGUGGCUACCAAGCAAAAUACCGGCGAACAUGUGCGACUUGGAGCCAACGCAACUUGAUAUUCGGCCCAUGUUGGCUAUUUUUCUGCCUUUACGAAAUAACAAGUUCGAAGCUUGCUCUUGCUCUUACUCUCGCAGUGAUUAGUUUAACCAUCAUAGAAACCGUUUAAACAUAUUCAACUCUUCCUUUGAAAGUGCUUAUUUUGGCCAGCUGAAAGCAUCAUAAUCACUGCAACUAUUGUAUUGGUUUGGUCAGUUAACUCUUUAGAAAAGCAAACUGCUGCCAAACAGUGCGUGUAACGCUUGUCAAGUUAGCUGCAGCAAGAUCACCAAUACCGCCCCAUUGCGAGUAUCUAGCCUUAUUGAUGCUUAUGCGUUGUGUUGCGACUUGCGGAAGCAUUGCGGCAAACGAAAUUCAGAUUAGCCGGUCUUAAUGACUUAAAUAAAGACAAUUUGGAAAUCCUGAGAGUGACAAUGGAAGCGAGAAUGAUGCCUUUCAUGGAAUUCCAUGGUCAAGUUAACUUAGCAUGCUGCUGCUCGUAAACAAGUGCUUCAUCCGUUCCCCGACUAGGGAACCUUCUCGUAAUAUUUACGUGAACACCUGAGAAUUGUUAAGCCCCACAUGGCCCUCAUCUUCAUUUACAUAAAAAAAAAAAGCUACCAUCAUCAUGUUUCUCUGUUUGAAUAAACACAGUCAUCAAAGAGAGUUAAUGUUUGAAA